AUGAGACCCAGUUCAAUUAGCGCAGACGGCAUCAAGGUCUUCGCUGGCGCUGAGCAGGAUGCAAACCUCUUCUUCAUCACCGUCGAGGCCAAGCUCAUCGCCGCUGGCAUCGACGCUGGCAUCAUCGCCGAGGGUGGUGCUGACCACCAAGGAGACGGGCAGGCUCCAGCAGCUGCCUCAUCGCCGAGCCCAAGCACCCACGGUGCUUCGGGUCCCCGCACUCGCUCCCGCGCUCAACGCGGCCCUCGCCGCACUGGCGCCCGCCACGACGUGGCGGACCAUGAUGACGACGAUGACGAGGGCGAUGGCGACGACCACGGCGCUCAGCCAUCUUCCUCCUCUUCCUCUCUCCCUUCUUCCGCCACUCCGAGCGGAGGAGCGCAGGUGGCGUCCCGAGCCUCUGGCCUGCUGGAUCCCCGUGAUCCACAGGUUGACGCAGCCAUCUUCGCGUUCCUCCUCGGCGUCCUGACGGGACACCCGCUGCGGCUGGCCAUCACCGACAAUCGUGGCCGCUCCGGUGUGCUUGCGCUGCGCCGCCUCCGCGAGCGCUACAUCCGCAGCGGCAAGGACCACGUCAGUCGCCUCAGGCAGCAGCUCUCCUCGACCACCUGGUUGCCCACGGACACCGUCGACACGUUCAUGUCCCGCAUCACGGACAUCAACUCGCAGCUCCUCGCUGCCGGCGUGUCCAUCCCGGAGGACGACCUGCGCACCCUCGUCCGCAACGAACUCCCCGCAGAGUUUGAUGUGGCGAUGCGGUUCAUGGAGCGCGAGGACCCGCCGCCAUCGCUGUCCAAGAUGACGGCGGACCUCAUCCAGGAGGAGCGCCGCCUGCAUCGUCCCAAGAAGCGCACGCCCGUGCUCGCCAUCGGUGGGCCAAGCCCCGGCUCCUUCGCUGCAUCGCCGAUGCACGCUGGCACGUCGCCCUCCGACACGAGCGGUGGACCAUGCUGUCCACCUGCAGAGCGCGUGACUUGCGCGUUCUGCAACUUCCGCGGCCACUGCGCGCAGCAGUGCCGCAAGCUGCAGGCGGCCAAGCGCUACCACGUCAUCGACGUGCGGCAGAUCCUGGCUACGCUUCGCAACCAUGGCAACGGCAACGGCAAGCGGCCAGGAUCCUCUUGCCCGCAGCACGGACGAGCAGCUCCAUUCAAGAAGGCGGCCGUCGUCAGCCACGGCCCUCAGCGCGUGGAGACCUUCGCCAUCCACCACGAUGCCCUCAUGCUGCAGCCCGAGGACGAGGAGGAGGGCCACGCCAUCGGACCAGUGCCACCACAGCUGUGGCUCGCUGACAGCGGUGCCACGGCGCACAUCACCAGCGACGCCUCCCUCCUCACCAAUUACAUCGCCGUCACGCAACACGUCACCGUUGCCAACAACCAGGCCGUCACGGUCAUCGGCAAGGGCGACGCCGUGCUCCGCGUGACUGGCACCGACGGCGCUCCAGGCACCAUCACACUGAAGAACGUGCUGCAUGUCCCCGACAUCAAGUACAACCUUCUGGCGCUGAACCUGGUGACUCGCGCGCGUCGUGGUGCUUCCGUCGUCAUUGCUGCGGACGACAGCCGCAUCCAGUUUGCCACAUGGAGCGGCUACUCCCAGGUCCAAGGUGUCAACUACACGGACACCUUUGCUCCGACGGCCACCAUCGCAGCCAUCCGCACCAUGCUCGCCAUGGCCGUCGCGCGUGGCAUGGACAUCCAGCAGAUGGACGUCAACACGGCGUUCCUCAACGCGCCCGUGGAUCACGAGAUCUACGUCCAGCCACCGGCCGUCGACGGCAUCUUCUCGCCGAAUACGGUCCUGCGCCUCAAGCGCGGGCUGUAUGGGCUGAAGCAGAGCCCGCGCCUGUGGAACCACACGCUGGACGCCUGGAUGCGCGAGCAGGACUUCGUCGCCACAGCCACGGACGCCUGCAUCUACCGCCGCACCUGCAAGGGUGGCAAGGUGAUGUGGGUUGCCGUCUACGUGGACGACCUGCUCAUCUUCGCCGACAGCGACAGCGACAUGGCCGCGUUCAAGAAGGCCAUCUCCAAGCGCUUCAAGAUGAAGGACCUGGGCAGCCCAGACAUUUGUCUCGGCAUCAAGGUGCAGCACGACCGCAAGGCCAGGACCGUCACCAUGAGCCAGGAGCACUACCUGCGCAGCGUGCUGGAGACCUUCGGCAUGGCUGACUGCAAGCCUGUCGGCACGCCGCUCUGCACAGGCUACGUCGACAAGCCAGCCGACAAGGAGGAGCCACUCCCGGACGUGCCGUUCCGCGAGCUGCUUGGCUCCCUCCUCUAUGCUGCGACGAUGACGCGCCCAGACAUCUCGGCGGCUGUCUCCAUCCUGUCUCGCCGCAUGCAGCACUUCGGCAUGGACCACUGGAAGGCUGCCAAGCACCUUCUUCGCUACAUCAAGGGCACCUUGUCCUACACCAUCAAGCAAGUCCUGUCUGCUGAGUCGUAUCAUUGA
This is a messenger RNA of Salpingoeca rosetta, 2457 nucleotides long. RefSeq lists its product as uncharacterized. NCBI's taxonomy places the organism in Eukaryota, Choanoflagellata, Craspedida, Salpingoecidae. The coding region runs from base 1 to 2457 and encodes 818 amino acids. The transcript is spliced from 3 exons. The record is from RefSeq and is a predicted model, not a curated record.